GGGAGAGGGAGGGCACCACCGGAAACGAGGAAGGUGCUGUGUAAUCACACGGGUCCCGAGGCACUUGGAGCUCCUAAAAUGCCGGACUACCUCGGUGCCGAUCAGCGGAAAACCAAAGAAGAUGAGAAGGACGAUAAGCCCAUCCGAGCUCUGGAUGAGGGGGAUAUUGCAUUGCUGAAAACUUAUGGUCAGAGCACUUACUCUAGGCAAAUCAAACAGGUUGAAGAUGACAUUCAACAACUUCUCAAGAAGAUUAAUGAGCUCACUGGAAUUAAAGAGUCUGACACUGGCCUGGCCCCACCAGCACUCUGGGAUUUGGCUGCCGAUAAGCAAACACUCCAGAGUGAACAGCCUUUGCAGGUGGCAAGAUGUACAAAGAUAAUCAACGCUGAUUCGGAGGACCCAAAGUACAUUAUCAAUGUGAAGCAGUUUGCCAAGUUUGUGGUGGAUCUCAGUGAUCAGGUAGCACCUACUGACAUUGAAGAAGGGAUGAGAGUUGGUGUGGACAGAAAUAAGUAUCAGAUUCACAUUCCACUGCCUCCUAAGAUUGACCCCACAGUUACCAUGAUGCAGGUGGAGGAAAAGCCUGAUGUUACAUACAGUGAUGUGGGUGGCUGUAAGGAACAGAUUGAGAAACUUCGAGAAGUAGUGGAAACCCCACUACUUCAUCCAGAGAGGUUCGUUAACCUUGGCAUUGAGCCUCCCAAGGGUGUGCUGCUCUUUGGUCCACCUGGUACAGGCAAGACACUCUGUGCUCGGGCAGUUGCUAACAGGACCGAUGCUUGCUUCAUUCGAGUUAUUGGAUCUGAACUUGUGCAGAAGUAUGUUGGUGAGGGGGCUCGAAUGGUUCGAGAGCUCUUUGAAAUGGCCAGAACCAAGAAAGCCUGCCUUAUCUUCUUUGAUGAAAUCGAUGCUAUUGGAGGGGCCCGUUUUGAUGAUGGUGCUGGGGGUGACAAUGAAGUGCAGAGAACGAUGUUGGAAUUGAUCAACCAGCUGGACGGGUUUGAUCCUCGAGGCAACAUUAAAGUGCUAAUGGCCACAAACAGACCUGACACUCUGGACCCAGCGCUGAUGAGGCCAGGGAGACUGGACAGGAAGAUUGAGUUUAGCUUACCUGAUCUAGAGGGUCGGACUCACAUUUUUAAGAUCCAUGCCCGUUCAAUGAGUGUUGAAAGAGAUAUCAGAUUUGAAUUGUUAGCACGACUCUGUCCAAAUAGCACGGGUGCUGAGAUCAGAAGUGUCUGCACUGAAGCUGGUAUGUUUGCCAUCCGAGCACGGCGAAAAAUUGCUACGGAGAAGGAUUUCUUGGAAGCUGUAAAUAAGGUUAUUAAGUCCUAUGCCAAGUUCAGUGCUACUCCUCGCUACAUGACAUACAACUGAGCCCUGGAGAUGUUCAUGAGAACACUUCUUUUCAUUGGAAUCCUAACCUGACAGAAAGACUUAAUAACCAUUUCACACACAAAAUAAAUGGUUUCAAAAUUGUA
Phacochoerus africanus (Common warthog) is the source of this 1484-nucleotide messenger RNA. RefSeq names its product proteasome 26S subunit, ATPase 2 (gene PSMC2). The transcript is spliced from 12 exons. Gene Ontology annotation, molecular function: ATP hydrolysis activity; proteasome-activating activity; ATP binding. Gene Ontology annotation, cellular component: proteasome regulatory particle, base subcomplex. NCBI's taxonomy places the organism in Eukaryota, Metazoa, Chordata, Mammalia, Artiodactyla, Suidae. Gene Ontology annotation, biological process: proteasome-mediated ubiquitin-dependent protein catabolic process. The record is from RefSeq and is a predicted model, not a curated record. The coding region runs from base 79 to 1380 and encodes 433 amino acids.